Notothenia coriiceps (black rockcod) is the source of this 1158-nucleotide messenger RNA. Its product is annotated as keratin, type I cytoskeletal 9-like. The transcript has a single exon. NCBI's taxonomy places the organism in Eukaryota, Metazoa, Chordata, Actinopteri, Perciformes, Nototheniidae. The record is from RefSeq and is a predicted model, not a curated record. The annotation marks the transcript as partial.
GGAGGCAAGCAGCCGGGGGCAGGGCGGAGGGGGGAGGGAGGCCCAGGAGGCGGCAAGAGCGGCCGGGAGCGCAGGAGCAGGGGGGGGGCGGGGGGCGGGCAGCGGCGGCGGCACAAGACCCCACAGAGGCGCGAGGGGGGGCAGGGCAGGGGAAGGGGCAGGCCAAGCGAGGACAGGAAGGCCAGGGGCAGGACACCAGGGACGGGGGGGGGGGGCACGGGGGGCAGGGGCCAGAGCAGGCGGGAAAAGGAAGGCCGCAGCGCCAGAGAGCGGGGCAGCAGACGGAAGCAGGGAGGGCGCGAAAAGCGCGGGGGACACAGCGGCAGGGACGCGGGGCGGGAGGAAACACAGGGGACCAACACCAGCAGCGGACAGGGCGCCCCAAACCAGCGCGGACGGGGGGAACGGCACACGGGAGGGCAAGCAACGGGGAGGGGGCGCCGCGCCAGCCGGGCGCCAGACGCGGGCGCCGGGACGGCCAAAGGAAAGACAAAACGGGCGGGCGGCGGAAAAGAGGACGGGGGACCACGGGGCAACGGGCCAGGGCGGCGGGGCCGGAGCCCAAGGCAGACGCCGCGGCCGGGGGCGGGAGGGCAGAAGGGGCGGGACCAGGGGAAGACGGCGAGGGGAGCCCAGGGCCCGGACACGGCGGGGAACAGGGACGGGGGAGACCGGGACGCCAGCGGCAGGCCACGGGCGGGGAAGCGCCCCCAAAGGCGGGAAGCGACGCGGCGGCACAAGGCGGGGAAGGCGGCGGGCAGCGCGCGGGGGGGGGCAGCGGGGCCGGCCACAGGGCCCCCGGCCAACAGACGGGGGGGGGAGGGGCGGGGAAACGGCACGCGGGGAACAGCGGGCGCGGGGAGAAAGGGCGGGGGGGGGCGGACCCGCCGGAGGGAGGGGGGCAAGGACGGGCCGCGGGACAGCAGGCAGAGCAGCAGGCGGCCCCAGACGGGGGAGGGAGGGGACGGAACCAAGCGGAGGGGGGGGCAAGGCGCAGGAAACCCGGGCAGGGGGGGCGAGGGAAGGAGACGAGGCAAGGGAGGCGGGGAACACCCGACGAGGAGACGGGGGCAGGAGAGGCGAAGAGGGAGAGAGAGGAGAGGGGAGGGGGCGGAAGCGGGAGGCCAGAAGCAGCAAGAGGAAAAGAAGAAAAGGCGG